Gossypium raimondii (Peruvian cotton) is the source of this 656-nucleotide messenger RNA. RefSeq lists its product as uncharacterized. Gene Ontology annotation, biological process: positive regulation of cell population proliferation; regulation of root meristem growth; positive regulation of gene expression. The record is from RefSeq and is a predicted model, not a curated record. Gene Ontology annotation, molecular function: growth factor activity. NCBI's taxonomy places the organism in Eukaryota, Viridiplantae, Streptophyta, Magnoliopsida, Malvales, Malvaceae. Bases 67 to 411 code for a protein of 114 amino acids. The transcript is spliced from 3 exons.
AUUCCUCUCUUUGGUUGAUUGAAAAAAAACAUUCCUAAAGAAGGAAGAAAGAAAAAAAAAAAGAAAAUGGCGUCUAUAAGGCUUUUUAGCUUUCUAAUUCUAUUCAUUUUGGUACUUUUAGGAGAGUACUCAAGUGCUAACACCCAAGGUACAGAUGGAAGUCAUGGUCUUCAACCAGCAAGGAAAAAGCUAGCCAAAUUUAAGGAAGCUGUUGAUGCAGCGCCGGCUGCGGUGGAAGCGAGGGAAACGAAGCUAAAAUGGGGUCUCGAUAAAAAGAUGGUAACAGUUGAAGGUGCAAAGAUUUCAGAUUAUCAAUCUAAUGGGAAAAAUAGCCAUAAAUGGCUAACUGGUUUUACAGCUUUUGCUGCUGAUUAUCAUGUCCCAAAGUCCCAUCCGCCUAAGCAUAAUUGAGGAAAAAAACCCAAGUGAAAUCCUCUAUUAGGAUCGAUAGAGCUUAAUUUGUUUUUUUAUUUUUUCUCUUUUCCCAAUUUUGUCUCCGGGAUUUUACAGGGAAUUCUAGAGAAUACAAGUAGAAGAAUUAUACAUGACACUUGUAUAUGUAUCUAAUAGAAGUUGAAUGUUUGAAGGAAGUUCAGACUUUGUAAUGCAAAGAAAACUAUAUAUUUUAUGUUUUCCAAUGUGGGGUUUGAUUUGAA